Tachyglossus aculeatus (Australian echidna) is the source of this 4858-nucleotide messenger RNA. It is a transcript of the gene VPS53, whose product is annotated as VPS53 subunit of GARP complex. Gene Ontology annotation, biological process: retrograde transport, endosome to Golgi. Gene Ontology annotation, cellular component: GARP complex. The record is from RefSeq and is a predicted model, not a curated record. The coding region runs from base 28 to 2523 and encodes 831 amino acids. NCBI's taxonomy places the organism in Eukaryota, Metazoa, Chordata, Mammalia, Monotremata, Tachyglossidae. The transcript has 22 exons.
GUGUGUCCAGCCGUCAGGGCAGGCACCAUGGACGACGAAGAGCUGGAGUUCGUGGAUGAGAUGGACACCGUCCUGCAGUUCACCCCCGAGGUGCAGCUCGCCAUCGAACAGGUGUUUCCUAGCCAAUGUCCUCUGGACAGAGCGGAUUUUAAUGCCGUGGACUACAUCAAUAGCCUCUUCCCAACAGAACAAUCCCUGGCCAACAUCGAUGAAGUCGUGAACAAAAUCCGGCUGGAGAUAAGGAAACUGGAUGACAACAUUCGCACAGUAGUGAGGGCUCAGACCAACGUGGGGCAGGACGGAAGGCAAGCCCUUGAAGAGGCUCAGGUGGCCAUCCAACAACUCUUUGGCAAAAUAAAAGAUAUCAAAGACAAGGCAGAAAAAUCAGAGCAGAUGGUCAAAGAAAUCACACGUGACAUUAAGCAGCUGGAUCAUGCCAAGCGCCACCUGACCACCUCAAUCACUACACUAAACCACCUGCAUAUGCUGGCAGGAGGAGUGGAUUCCCUGGAGGCCAUGACGAGGAGGAGACAAUAUGGAGAAGUCGCCAACCUCUUACAGGGAGUUGUGAAUGUCCUGGAGCAUUUCCACAAGUACAUGGGAAUCCCGCAGAUUCGGCAGCUUUCAGAAAGAGUAAAGGCUGCUCAGACAGAAUUAGGACAGCAGAUUUUGGCAGAUUUUGAAGAAGCUUUUCCUUCACAGGGGACCAAGAGGCAUGGAGGACCCAGUAAUGUCCUGCGUGAUGCGUGUCUGGUCGCUAUUGUUCUGGACCCCAGAAUCAAACAAGAAAUCAUCAAGAAAUUUAUUAAGCAGCACCUGUCAGAGUAUUUGGUGCUAUUUCAGGAAAACCAAGACGUGGCCUGGCUAGACAAAAUCGACAGACGCUACGCCUGGAUUAAGCGCCAGCUUGUGGACUAUGAGGAAAAAUAUGGGCGUAUGUUUCCACAGGAGUGGUACAUGACUGAGCGGAUUGCUGUAGAAUUCUGUCAUGUCACAAGGGUGGAACUCUCCAAGAUCAUGUGCACCCGCGCUAAGGAGAUUGAAGUGAAGUUGCUUUUGUUUGCCAUUCAGAGGACGACAAAUUUCGAAGGACUGCUGGCCAAGCGCUUCUCGGGCUGCACUUUAUCUGACGGGGCCCCGAAAAAACUGGAGCCCCCAACUCCUAACACUAACCCCUUCUUGGAAGAUGAAUCUGGACUUGAGGUGGAAGAAUUGGUCCUGGAGAAAGGGGACUUGGACCAGCCAAAGAAGCCUAAAGUUCCAGAUAACCCUUUCCAUGGCAUAAUUUCCAAAUGUUUUGAACCUCAUCUCAACGUGUAUAUCGAGUCCCAGGACAAAAAUCUUGGUGAACUGAUCGAUAGAUUUGUCGCUGAUUUCAAGGCCCAGGGCCCCCCGAAACCCAACACGGAUGAAGGAGGAGCGGUCCUCCCCAGCUGUGCCGACCUCUUUGUCUAUUACAAGAAGUGCAUGGUGCAGUGCUCCCAGCUAAGCACCGGUGAGCCCAUGAUUUCCUUGACCAUCACAUUCCAGAAGUACCUCCAGGAAUACGCCUGCAGAAUUCUGUCGGGAAACCUACCCAAGAUGACCAGCAGUAGCGGAGGGCUGACCAUCAGCAGCCUUCUCAAGGAGAAGGAAGUUUCCGAAGUGGCCAAGUUCACUGUAGACGAACUCUGCCUGAUCUGCAGCAUCCUGAGCACAGCAGAAUACUGCUGGGCCACGACCCAGCAGCUUGAAGAAAAACUCAAAGACAAAGUUGAUGCAAGUUUAACGAAAAGAAUCAACCUCUCAGGAGAGAGAGAGACAUUCAGCACGGUAAUCACCAGCAGUAUUCUGUUGCUGGUUCAAGAUCUCGAUGCGGCCUGUGACCCUGCACUUACUGCAAUGAGCAAGAUGCCGUGGCAGAACGUGGAGCACGUAGGUGACCAGAGCCCUUAUGUCACCUCAGUGAUUCUCCACAUUAAACAGAACGUUCCCAUCAUCCGGGACAACCUGGCCUCUACUCGGAAGUACUUCACCCAGUUCUGUAUUAAGUUUGCAAACUCUUUCAUCCCCAAGUUCAUCAACCAUCUGUUCAAGUGCAAACCAAUUAGCAUGGUGGGAGCGGAACAGCUGCUGCUCGACACGCACUCCCUGAAGAUGGUCCUGCUGGACCUCCCGUCCAUCGGCUCCCAGGUGGUGAGGAAAGCUCCCGCCAGCUACACCAAAAUUGUUGUCAAGGGCAUGACCCGGGCUGAGAUGAUCCUCAAGGUGGUGAUGGCCCCUCACGAGCCGGCUGUGGUGUUUGUGGACAACUACAUCAAGCUUCUUUCCGACUACAACACCGAGACCUUCCAGAAGAUACUCGACAUGAAGGGGCUCAAGAGAAGCGAGCAUAGCAGCAUGUUGGAACUCUUCCGCCAGAGGCUGCCUGCUCCCCCGUCGGGGCCAGAGGGCUCCGGCUCCCUGUCACUGAUGACCCCAACCCCUGAGCAGGAGUCUUCCCGGAUCCGCAAGCUGGAGAAGCUCAUCAAAAAGCGACUGUAGGGGAGCGGGCAGAACGCGCUGGGGCCUCAGCGUCGAGCCUCCAGCAGCCCGCUCUCCUGGUGACCUGGGGACCCCCUCGCGACCCUUCACUAUCCCAAGCCCUCGGGCCCGGCUCACCCCACUGGACUCCCCGGACUCACACUUGUGGGAAAGUGAGAUGGACGGGUCCGGUGGGGCGGGGCCCUGGGUGGAGAGGAGGCAGGGGUGGUUUGUCUCACUGAUGCCCAUCCUAGGUCCUCACUGGGGCCCGGCAGCCGGGGAAGCUGGCAGAGCAGGAGGGAGAGGAGGGUGUUGUGUGGUUCACCCGGGGCUCUUGGGCCCAAAGGGACUCCCCAGGGCCCUGAUCCUGCUGGUGACAUCACCUGGCCCUGCCUCCUGGUCCCCCCCGAUUCUGAGACCCCGUGAGCCCUCUGGGAUGAGAUUUCCUCCCCUGCCUGGGACCCGGCUCAAGGCGAUGGACCCCAGGGCCUGUGUGAGCCCUGCCAUUUUUGCUGUCAGAGAAGCCCAGGGAGCCCAUUGCUUUCUCGGACAGAUUGAUGACAGCAGGUUGCUGUGGUUCUCUUCAUCUGGUGGGUGUGGCUUUUCCCAAAGCGGCCACCUCAAGCCUUUCAGUUCUGGACUUUUGUAACGGGGUUCCCGGCUACCUUCUCCUUCCCACCUCUCCCCUCCCCACCUGUACCCCCCAACUCAGGCCACUGAUGGUGUCGAACUCUGAGGAGCUUGGUUGGAGACCUGAAGGGAUGGGCAGUGGGAGCAGUGGAGGGUGUGAUGGCAGGAGGCUGUGCAUGGCACACCCCAUCCCUUGGGGUGGCAUUCCUGCCUUCCCCACUGUCAUGGUGACCCCAGCCGGGCAAGGGCAUCCCUGUGGUAGUUGGGUGAGUUAGAGGGCUUCCUUGUUAUGGGGGUGCUCUGUGGGUGGGGGAAGGAUGGGGGUCUUCCCAGCAUUGGGGUUGGGCGGGGGAGAGUUCCCUGAGGCAAACUCUACCUAAUGAAGCCAUUUCAGAGUCAAGGCAGCACAAAGACUCCCAGUGGAAACAAGGCUAACAGAAUGCCAGUUAGCCACAACCACGGUUGUCCAAAGGAGGCCACCUGGGGAAUCUCACCCAGGGAAACAAAGCUUGGGUAACUGAACAGAAUUAUGCGGUGCCCCUCCGAGGAAUCAAAACAAGUUUGGGCAGUGGUAGCGGCAGCAGCAGCAGCCAUUACCUGGGCCAGCCUCUUCGCCCUUUCAUUCAGACAAUGAGCUUCCUCUUGGACAUUGAAGGGUAUUCACAGUGGGAACAGAGGUGACUAGAAGUAAAUCCCCCCUCGGUGGGGCACACGGGAGGACUGAGGGGACCAGCUGGUUGUCCCCCCCACACCCCAGGUGGUUGACCUGGACUCCCCUGUCCCUGGAGCCAGAGAGUGCUUGUGUUUAGGGAGCGAAGCGAGAGAGCCUGAUCGCUCUCCCCAAGUGCCAGCACGGUGACGUCUCUCUCUGCCGGUGACUAACGGUUCUAAUGGUUCUAAUUUACGACCGGCAUUGUUACAGGAACUACUGAAUGAAGUGACCCCGAAAUAACUGCGGAUAUGGCGCUCGUGAGCCUGACGGAGGUACAAACAUGCAGUUUCACUUCCCGAGUAGCUAAAUAUGGGUGCUGUAACUGGCUUCCCUACCUCUAAACAGCCGACCCAAAAUAGUACUCACCCCUUCUCUCCCGAAAGUCCCAGCUUCCUCCCACGUGAACCAGUUUGGGUUUGGAUAAAUGAUAAAUGAGGGGCCAUUGACCCAAACCCACAGGUGACUGCCGGCUCUGAUAACCCAAGCUCAUACAGCCCAGUGCAGCAUUUGGCAUCUGGCUGUAUCGGGCACUGCCAACCCAUCGAUGAUGGGGUCGUCAUCUCCCUAUACUCCCAGGAAAGUUGAAAAUUCACCCCUGUGAUUUCCAGUUCUGCUUCCCAGAAAGAUGGUGUAAAACGGUUCCUCUGCAAGUUGAAUGUGAACAAUUCCCUCUGCAUUGCAAACAGCUCUUCCCGUUCAGAUUCCAGGGGGCGAGAUGUGGAUGGAAUCAUUUGGGCAGUUUGAAAGUAACUUUAGGAAGUGCAGGCUUUGUGGAAAACCCUCCCCGGGAAAUGACUGUCUCUGCAUUUUAUACAUAAGAUCAUUCCGACCCCGUUCGUGUAUUUACUUCUGGGACGCUAGGUGCUAGACACCUGGGUAAGAUGUAAAUUUUCUUAAGAUAGAAAAAUUGCAUUGUUGUGUAAAUGUCUUUAUGGUUCCCAUCUGGAAAUGAUUUUUUGAUGUAAAUUGGAAUGCGACACUACAGCUGAUUAAAACAUUACUGCACAUCCCUUA